Messenger RNA from Quercus robur (English oak), 1041 nucleotides. RefSeq lists its product as uncharacterized. The record is from RefSeq and is a predicted model, not a curated record. Bases 1 to 1041 code for a protein of 346 amino acids. NCBI's taxonomy places the organism in Eukaryota, Viridiplantae, Streptophyta, Magnoliopsida, Fagales, Fagaceae. The transcript has a single exon.
AUGGAUCAGAUGAAGAGGGCUAUGGACGAGAUGAGGGAGAAUAUGAGAAGGAUGAAUCAUGUAGAUGAUUUAGUUCAUCGAACUGAUUCCCCUUUCGUAGCUUCCAUUAAUAGUCAUCCCUUUCCUUCCAAGUUCAAGAUGCCUUCAUUGGAUUCGUAUGAUGGAACGCACGACCCAUAUGACCACAAUGCAACCUUCAAGACCACAAUGCACCUUCAAGGAGUUCCUGAUGAGAUAAUGUGUAGGGCCUUCCCAACCACCCUUAAGGGGCCAACACAGGUAUGGUUCAGUAAAAUACCUCCGAAUAUUGUUGGUUCUUUCGAGGAGUUGAGUAAGUUCUUCGUCAACAACUUUAUUGGAGGGCAAAGGCACAAAAGCUCCUUGCCCAGCCUGCUGACUAUAGAACAAGGAGAAAAAGAGAGCUUGCAAUCCUUCAUCACUCGCUUUAACAAAGAAGCCUUAACAGUAGACGAAAUGAAUGAUAAAUUGAUGUUGGCAGCCUUCCACAAUGGAGUUAGUUCAAAUUUAUUCAUCCACAAGCUUUAUGAACAAGAGCCACAAACCAUGGCUGAACUCGUCCAUUCAACCCAAAGCUUUAUAAAUGCAGAGGAUGAAAUCAUUUCCAAGAAGAGGAAGAGAGCAAAACGAAUGGAAGCAGACUUCUCACGUCAUCCUAAACAAGGUCCUCAUCCAAAGAAGGCCUGGACAGGAGAGAAGAAGGAUAGAAACAACAGGAAGGCAAUUUCGUCUUCAGGAAGAGGUCAGCAUUACACGCCUUUGAAUGUUCCACUUGAUCAAAUGCUUAUGCAGAUCAAGGAUGAUCCAUCCCUGAAGUGGCAAGAGAAGAUGAAAGGAGAUCCUAACAAGCACAAUAAGAAUAAGUAUUGCCGCUUCCACAGAGACCACGGGCAUGACACGGACGAGUGUUAUGACUUGAAGCAGCAAAUAGAGAAUCUUAUCAAGCAGAGAAAACUAAGGAAUUUUCUUGGACGAGAUCAUAAAGACGAGAAGUUAAAAGGAAAGGUAGAAGUGCCAUCAUAG